UGUCUGCGCUCUGGUGCUCGCUGUGGUAUUUUCAGUUAGGGGGUACUGGAGAGCUGUAAGGGUGUGGGGGUGUGGGAGUGUGUGAGUGAACGAGAGUACCAGCGCCAGAUAGAGUCAGCUUCAGCUGCUACUCCGGGAGAGAGGCGAUGAUGGCGGCGGCUGUGGAACGAGGAGGAGUUCGGGCCGCCUUCUUGAACCCUAGCAGCGGCGGUGGCGUUUUACCGGGGCUGGCAGUUACACCAGCGGGACCCGGAGCAGGGGUCGGAGUCGGAGCCGGAGUUGUAGUGGGAGGUUCUGGUUCAGGAGGCUCCGGUCCAGUCCCGGUUCCUAUGAACCUGUUCGCUACCUGGGAGAUAGACCGCUCUUCCCCAAGCUGUGUUCCGAGGUUAUGUAGCCUGACUCUGAAAAAGCUGAUCGUGCUCAAAGAACUGGACAAAGAACUCAACUCUGUUGUGAUUGCUGUGAAAAUUCAGGGCUCAAAACGGAUCCUGAGAUCAAAUGAAUAUCACCUUCCACCCAGUGGGCUGAUGGAGACUGAUCUGGAGCUGACAUUCUCUUUACAGUAUCCACAUUUCCUCAAGAGAGAUGCAAACAGGCUUCAGAUAAUGUUGCAGCGGAGAAAGAGAUAUAAAAACCGCACUAUUCUGGGCUACAAGACACUGGCUGUGGGAGUAAUCAACAUGGCUGAGGUAAUGCAACACCCUACAGACGGAGGUCAGAUUCUGGGUCUCCACAGCAAUGUGAAGGAUGCCCCAGUCCGAGCUGCUGAGAUCAGUGUGUACUCUCUCUCCAGCCAGCCAAUUGACCACGAGUACGGCAGCGUGCCAGCAGGGCCAAAAACAAAAGCGUCAGAUCGAUCGCCUGAUAACUACUCCGAGGAAGAAGACGAUAGCUUUUCUUCUGAACAGGAGGCCAGUGAUGAUGCUGUGCACGGCCAGGAUCUGUAUUAUGAAGAUGAUGAAGUAAGAAAACCUAAGAAAUCCCGAAGGAAAAUGAUCAGAACGACGUCUAUGACCCGGCAACCGAAUUUCAAGCAGAAGUUUGUAGCCCUACUGAAGAGGUUCAAAGUUACAGAUGAGGUUCUGGAUUCUGACCCAGUGGACCAGACCCAGGAGGUGGAGGAGGAUCUGGAUCUGCUUUAUGACAGUUUGGAGAUCUACAACCCCAGCGACAGCGGGCCUGAAAUGGAGGACAACGAGAGUGUCCUCAGCACGCCGAAGCCUAAACUCAAGCCAUUCUUUGAGGGAAUGUCACACUCCAGCUCACAGACAGAGAUUGGGAGCCUGCACAGCCAGAACAGAGACCAUGCCAGUCCUGCUGCUGAAUUCCUUGAAAGUGAGAAGAGCAAACCUGCCCCCUCCAGGCAUUUGGAAGAGGUUGUUGUGGAAUCCACGACGGGGGAGGCUGAGGAGGAAGAUUUAGGCAUUGGAGAUGCCAGCACCUGGGACAUCAGCACAGAUAAACUGACUUCUUCUGUUGGGAAGCUCAGUAAAACAGAGUCCCAGAACCUUGUGUCACCCAGCAAAGUCGAAAUUAAGCAGCACAGACGCCCCCGAAGCACUUCGAUGAAAGAUCGUCAGAACUCAAAAGCACAGAUUGACCGAACAAACAGCAUAGACAGUGAGAGUUCACCAGACUCUAGGCUCAACACACAGGUCCCUCGAAAAUCCGUGUAUGACCAGCUGAACCAAACCCUGAUCUCUGACGAGCAGCUGCCAGAGAGCAUCAUCUUGAUCAAUACGACAGACUGGCAGGGCCAGUAUCUGUCUGAGAUUCUACAUGAGCAGAAUCAGCCGAUUGUUUCCACGUGCUCGGCGGCGGACGUGCAGGCAGCGUUUAACACUAUUGUUACCAGGAUCCAGAGAUUCUGUAACUGCAAUUCCCAGAUGCCUCCUACAAUAAAAGUGGCUGUGGCUGGAGAUCAGAGUUAUCUGAGCACCAUCCUGAGGUUCUUUGUGGAACAGCUGGCAAACAAGACUCCUGACUGGCUCAACUACAUCCGGUUCCUCAUCAUCCCUAUUGGCUCCCAUCCACUAGCCAAGUACUUGGCAUCAUUUGAUAGCAAAUUCAACAACAUCUUUAUGGAUACAGCAUGGAGGGAGAUCUUCUGCAAAACAGAACCACCAAACUCAGAUAACAUCGAAAUUGCCAGUCGUGUUAGCCAGUACAUAGCGGGUGCCAACAUUUCCCAUCAUUUCCCCAUUUCGGAGGCCAUGCUCACCUAUAAACAGAAGAGGAAAAGAAGUUUGUAUUUUGAUUUUUAUGUCAGCCCCGAUGAUGAUUCUUGUCAGAAAUUCAUCCCUUUUAUUGGGGUGGUAAAGGUGGGGAUUGUGGAACAGAAUCUCUCUGCCUCAGUGGAUUCUGAUGAUGCCACAGUGUGCAAUGUUAAUCUGCUGACAUCCCCUCCGGCCUCUGCGGGCAGCACGUAUGGGAAGGAGAUGACCUGCACCCCACCCCCAUCCCCUUCUGUCUCCAGCGGACUGUCCGGAGCUGGCUCUCCGGGUUUAGGAGGAGAGGUGAUGGGACUGCAGGUGGAUUACUGGACCUUGCAAGGGUCGGAGAAGAAGAAGGACGGGGAGAAGCGAGACGUGGGCAUGAAAAAUACUCUGAAGAGCAACUUCCGCUCCCUCCAGGUCAGCCGGAUCCCCAACAGCGGAGAGCUGACAGCACCCGCCACCAUGUCCAUGACUGUGGUCACCAAGGAGAAGAACAAAAAGGUAAUAUUCCUCAGUAAGAAGCCCAAAGAGAAGGAGCUUGACUCAAAAAGUCAGGUGAUUGAUGGGAUCAGCAGGUUAAUCUGUACUGCCAAACACCAGCACACCAUGCUUAAAGUCUCCAUCGACGGUGUGGAAUGGAACGAUGUCAAGUUUUUCCAGCUGGCUGCUCAGUGGCCUACUCACGUGAAGCACUUCCCUGUGGGAAUAUUGGGAUACACCAAACCAGUGUAGAGUCAGUUGCAGCUGAACUUUUAAAAGAGAAAGAAAGGGGGCAGAAAAACAACAACAACAACACUAAAAUAGAGUUUUCCUGUGGAAAUUAUAAACCUCAAAAGUUGUCCUUCAGUUAUUUUGUUAUAUUUUUAUUAUACAAGGCAAGGAAGGAACACUUUCUUUUUUUUUUUUUUUUUUUUUUUAAAUGCUGCCACUCCGAAAAACAUAAAAAAAAAGAAAACAAUUAUUGUUUUUAAACAUGGCAGCUUUGUUUGCACUUUAAUUAUUGUUUGUAUUAUUUCUGUGAAAACUAACAUGGAUGUUUGUUACAACAGCAGCAGAGCAAUGGAAGACAGGUGGUGUGUGUGUGUGGGGGGGGGGGGUCUUUACUGUGGUGAAUAUAGAGAAGAUUGCUGCUGUGACACUAGCUAGGGAUUUCUUCACCUGUUUUAAAUGCUUUUUUGACUUACUGCCAUUUUUAAUAUAAGAAUGUUAGCAAAUGCCUUUUUUUAUUUUAAAGCACACUGUGGAUUAGAAGCAAAAAAAAUAAAAUCAUAAUAAUAAUACAAAAGAAAAACAGAUGCAGAGACUUUGAGUAGAAAAUGUAGAAAAAGAGUGCUGGCAUUCAGAACUUGACUACAGAAGCAUGGCAUCAACUUGUGACAAAAGACUCUGGGAACCUCAAGAAGGGAUGAAGUGACAUGAGCUCUGCAGGUCGCGAUGAACUGACCAGGGCUCUCCUUUCGCUUACAGCUGGACACCAAAUUGAAGUACAUAAGUGUUCACUGUUUAAUUCCUACAAACCCUGAACUUGUGUUAUGAUUUUUAUUAUUUAUAAUUGAAUCUCUGGAGCACUAUUACUGUUUUAACAAAGUGUUUGGAUGGGGGAUGGGGUCAGAGCUUGAUUCGUACUGCAGCAACCAGUGGUGGUUUCAAAAGGAAACCAUUGAAAAGCAAGAAUCUUUUCCCUUCUGUUUAUCUAAAUCUGUUUCAGCUACAGGUUAUUCUUUGAGUUUGACCUAACUGAUAACAGCAAUUCAAUUCUAGUACUGUUUCACCUUUUCCCCCUCCUUUUCAUUUCAACAAAAGUUGAUAUUCCACUUUUUUAAUGUAUUAUUUUUUGUUGUAUUUCCCCAUAAUACCAUUCCACUAACACUAGUAUUCGGAACACAAAUA
Molecule: messenger RNA, 4106 nt
Organism: Polyodon spathula (Mississippi paddlefish)
Lineage: Eukaryota; Metazoa; Chordata; Actinopteri; Acipenseriformes; Polyodontidae
Product: phosphofurin acidic cluster sorting protein 2
Exons: 25
Coding region: 147-2948 (933 amino acids)
Biological process (GO): protein localization to plasma membrane
Molecular function (GO): transmembrane transporter binding
Source: RefSeq, a predicted model, not a curated record